AUGAGUGAACACGUAGGUAUACGUGUACAAUGUUCACACGUGGAUGUAUACGUUUACGUGUACGGUGAACACGUAGAUAUACGUGUACAAUGUUCACACGUGGAUGUAUACGUUUACUGUGAACACGUAGGUAUACGUGUACAAUGUUCACACGUGGAUGUAUACGUUUACUGUGAACACGUAGGUAUACGUGUACAAUGUUCACACGUGGAUGUAUACGUUUACUGUAAUGCACACUCAGUUCACUCCUGCAUCGCGUCCGUGGCCUCGUUUCCGUGCACACGGACGCGGUACACAGACGUAUGCGGCGCGCCAUGGUUGCUCAAAAACUCCACCCGCACAGCCCGCAUCACCCCCUCGCCCCCAACCACAAAGCUCUGCAUGUGGCUCUUUCCCUCUCCGUACUCGAACACAAACUCGCCGAGGCCCACCUCCUCGUCAUCGACGGUAAUCCCAGUGACGCGGAAGCGCCGCGGCGCGCUCAGGCUGGAGAACACGGAGCGCUCGGGCGUGUGCUCCAGCGUCACGCUUCUCACGCGCACGGGCCGCGCCACGCGGAUCGUCAGGCUCCCCCGCUCACCCGGGAACGCCCAGCAGUUGCCCGGGAGCACGUCCGCCGUCAGCGCCAUGCGCGGCCGGUUGGGCAGCAGCGGCGUGAACGCGCGCCGCCGCACCACCGCCUCCACGUACUCGCGCGCGAACCGCGCGUACACCCGCGCCACCGACGGCUCCGACGCCACCACGCCGCCGCCCACGGACGCCAGCGCAUAA
Molecule: messenger RNA, 771 nt
Organism: Chondrus crispus (carragheen)
Lineage: Eukaryota; Rhodophyta; Florideophyceae; Gigartinales; Gigartinaceae
Exons: 1
Coding region: 1-771 (256 amino acids)
Source: RefSeq, a predicted model, not a curated record